Molecule: messenger RNA, 564 nt
Organism: Ctenocephalides felis (cat flea)
Lineage: Eukaryota; Metazoa; Arthropoda; Insecta; Siphonaptera; Pulicidae
Product: frequenin-1
Exons: 7
Coding region: 1-564 (187 amino acids)
Molecular function (GO): calcium ion binding; calcium sensitive guanylate cyclase activator activity
Source: RefSeq, a predicted model, not a curated record
AUGGGUAAAAAGAAUUCCAAGCUAAAGCAAGACACUAUAGAUCGCCUUACGACGGAUACUUAUUUUACAGAAAAAGAAAUUCGACAAUGGCAUAAAGGUUUCUUGAAAGAUUGUCCAAAUGGUCUACUCACAGAACAAGGGUUUAUCAAAAUAUACAAACAGUUCUUUCCGCAAGGUGAUCCAAGCAAAUUUGCUUCUUUGGUCUUCCGAGUUUUUGAUGAAAAUAAUGAUGGCUCUAUAGAAUUUGAAGAAUUCAUCAGAGCACUCUCGGUCACGUCCCGUGGAAAUCUGGACGAAAAACUGCAUUGGGCUUUCCGACUUUAUGAUGUGGAUAAUGAUGGAUUUAUAACAAGAGACGAAAUGUACAAUAUCGUCGAUGCUAUAUACCAAAUGGUGGGACAGCAGCCUCAAGCAGAAGACGAGAAUACGCCACAAAAACGCGUUGACAAAAUUUUUGAUCAAAUGGAUAAAAAUCACGACGAUCGCCUGACGCUCGAGGAGUUCCGGGAAGGAAGUAAAGCAGAUCCACGAAUCGUCCAGGCCCUUUCAUUAGGCGGCGACUAA